Molecule: messenger RNA, 983 nt
Organism: Xylaria bambusicola
Lineage: Eukaryota; Fungi; Ascomycota; Sordariomycetes; Xylariales; Xylariaceae
Exons: 5
Coding region: 370-816 (148 amino acids)
Source: RefSeq, a predicted model, not a curated record
AAGCUUGCACCUUUAGUGUUCUCGACGCCUACCUAAAUAAGUACCUAGGUAGGCACCUAAGUAUGUGCAUAAUACUAGGUACCUACUCCGUAGGUAGAUGAUAUUUCAAUUAGCCUAGGGGCCCCAACAAUAGGUCUUCUUUCGUUCAUUGCUCUCAAUAGACAUCUCUUGGUUAUUGUAAUAUUCUUUCUGCGUGGGGAGAGAUCAUCACGUCCAUCGAGGGCCCGGUUCGCCAUUGAUACAAUCUCCUAGACUCAGUCCUCCGGCUAGAGACUACUCUCACUGCGCAGGGCAACAAAGCCCACCAUUCAUCGCAUCUAAGAAACACGCCCUUACUAGUACUCGUACUUGAUCUAUUCGACUACCAUUAUGGCUUCCGGGCAACAGGAACUCACUCAUAACGAAAUAUGGGACGACUCGGCUUUGAUCGAUUCCUGGGAUCAGGCUCUAGAGGAGUAUAAGAAAUAUCAUAGCAUCCACAGGAAUGGCGGCAAUGUGAAUGAUCUGCUUAAGCCGAGAGAUGAAAGCAGCACUUCAGAUGCCAAGCAGGACCUACAGGAGAUUGACGAUUCGCCAACCCAUGGAAAACUUGAAACGCCUUCCGAAAUGAGAGAGGAGAAACCCAAUGAUAGACAGGAAACCGGAAAUGCGGCACCCCAGCAUAGCCAUCCACGGAUAGGAGACGUUCCCUCGGCUCCGGCAGGUUUACUAGGCACAGUACGAGAUGAGGGAUUAAAGAGGCUUCUCAUGUCGUGGUAUUACGCCGGUUACUACACUGGAUAUUACGAAGGCCAGCGAGAUUUACCUCAGAACUAAGACACUUUGGAAUAAAAUCGCCCACUUCUCAUUGAUUGAGCUUGGGAAUUACCGGGGGAGUUGGGUAUAACCAAAGUGAGUUAUUGCUUUUACAAGGGUCUGGAACGCGGGAUGUUGUAUGGUCGAUUAAUGUUGACGUUAGCCUCGCCAAAGCUGCUGCAAGCCAU